GGUGGACGUAGCGUUCAGGCCAGUACGUUCUGAGAUUUCACAGUGAAAGGACGUGAUCUUAGAGAAAGAGAAAGAGAGAGACAGAGAGAGAGAGAGAAAGAAAAAAUCGAACGAACAAACAAACAAAAAAAUAUCUAAAUCGACGAUCCAAAAGAAAAAAAAUCCUCACCCUCAAAAGAAAGCAAACAAUUAGUCUCGUGUAAUCCGAAAAAUCCUUAAAAAAAGAGAAAAGAAAAAGAAAGAAAGAAAGAAAGAAAGAAAUAAGAAGAUUAAUAAAAGAGCUUGAAGGAGAGACAAAUAGACACAAAGAGAAUUACGAUCGAAGAUUGCAAUUAAUGAAUACAAAAAUAUCGAGGGGCUAAAAAAAAGGAAGGAAGUGAAACUAAACUAAAUUAAAUUGAAUUGAAUUGGAUUGAAUUGAAUAAGGAAGAAGGAAGAGAAAAAAAAAAAAGAAAGAAAGAAAAAGAAAAAAAGAAGAAAAAAAAUAAUAGAAGGAAAAAAAAAAAGGAAACAAUUAAGAAGAGAAUCGAAACGCGGCGAUAAUAUAAAAGACAAAGACGUUGAAGGAGUUAGAAGAAGAAUAGAAGAGGAUAGAAGAGAGAGACCUUCGCAAUGGGCUUGACAAUCAAGAUUAUCUUACUUUCCAUAUGUAUAUUGAUCUCUAACGCGGAAUCAAACGACGAACAACAGUCUGGAAGAUCUCGUGUCUCUGAAGAUCAAUUGAACAUGGCUUUGAGCGACCAACGUUACUUGAGAAGACAACUGAAGUGUGCUUUGGGCGAGGCACCCUGCGAUCCUGUUGGAAGACGCUUGAAAAGUUUGGCACCACUGGUUUUGAGAGGUUCUUGUCCACAGUGUACCCCAGAGGAGACGCGUCAAAUCAAAAAGGUCCUUUCUCACAUUCAAAGAUCCUUCCCGAAGGAAUGGUCGAAGGUUGUACAACAAUACGCUGGCGUCUCGUAGUCCUCUAUCGCGAAUAAGAAUUUAUACGAGUGUGACAAGGAUGAGAAGGACACGGCCGUGAUUGAAACAAUGACACAACGAUGAAAAUAAAGAUAAAGAAGAGAAUACGAAAAAAAAAAAAAGAAAACA
This is a messenger RNA of Vespula pensylvanica (western yellowjacket), 1092 nucleotides long. Its product is annotated as ejaculatory bulb-specific protein 3-like. Lineage: Eukaryota; Metazoa; Arthropoda; Insecta; Hymenoptera; Vespidae. The transcript is spliced from 3 exons. The record is from RefSeq and is a predicted model, not a curated record. Bases 613 to 963 code for a protein of 116 amino acids.